Molecule: messenger RNA, 1664 nt
Organism: Talaromyces proteolyticus
Lineage: Eukaryota; Fungi; Ascomycota; Eurotiomycetes; Eurotiales; Trichocomaceae
Exons: 2
Coding region: 143-1321 (392 amino acids)
Source: RefSeq, a predicted model, not a curated record
AUCCACUCCUCGUUGACAGCCCGCUCCCAUUGGCUCGUCUCUGCUGGUCCCGCUCCACGACACCCGUCGAUUGGCCACCUGCCGCCGUUGUGUACCAGCCGUCACAGUCCAUUACCGUUACCAUUACCAUUAAUUAAUUACGAUGCCCAGGAGGCCUGCGGGAACGGCAGGCGCCGUCAUGGAGAGAGUCAAGAAUAGCACCACCAGCACCAACAGGCCCCCUCCUCCUCCCCUGCCCGUCUUCUCCACGUCCGCCUCUUAUAGCUCGUCACUCUCGUCAGCUUCCAACUAUCCGUCUUCCUGCGCUUCCAUCUCGCCUCCCCGCGACUCAGACUACUAUAUUUCUACCGUAUCACCUCGCCCACAGCGAUCCCAAUCCAACGACCAUCACUCUGCUCGCGACCAUCUUGCUAGCCUCAUUAGAAAACACGGCCCCCCAACCCCAGUCUCCUCCACAUCCUCUUUACGAAAGUUAACGUCAACCUCUCCCACCAAUCCAUCAUUCUUUCCGUCGUCGUGUGUAGACACCCCUCCCGCGUCUCCCGCUUCACUUGAGGCGCCUUACGUGUCUACCUCCGGAUCUCAACCGAUUCCCAUUCCUCGUGCCAAUCCAAAUCGCUCUUUGGAGGAUCUCCCGCUGACGCCUCUGACUGGCCGUUUCGACCACGGUCUGUACCUUUCGGAACGUCCAUCCAAGAACCCCCAACUAGUUUCACCUCGUCACUCGAGAGACGAGAAAUCGACUCGAAAGAAGAAAACUCGACCGACUGCGUCCUCGACGUCGUUGUCGUCACCCGUCCCUACUUCUCGCAGUCACCAUACUAGGAGGAUGCCACAUGCUCAAGGGUCUUCAUUGACCAUGUCAUCACAGCCAGGCCAGGUCUCUCCAAAACAGGGUCCCAAGGACGCACCCAUGUACUUGGGUAACCUGCCCCGUUUCCAUCCGGCUGUAUACCAGUCUCCGAACAGCCCUUCCAACCCACAAUUGUCACCCUCAGCGGCCAACCAGCAGCGGUCGUUUGGAUAUCGUGUUUCAUCUGGUGCUUCGCGGGAUGCCCUUCGACAGUAUCGGGAACUAGUUGCCGCUAGUGUUUCGUUGCCUCGUAAUUCCAUGUCUGGAAACAGCGAGAUUUCGGCUCCUCGGCUCGAUCCUCUCGGGAGUCCUGGACCGGUGACUCCAUUGGCUCUCGAAGAGGCAGACAGCUAUAUAGCCGCUAGAUCAGGCGCGCCAGAGGACAAGCAAUCCAAACGUCAGUCGGAAAUGGUUGCUGAACGAGAGCGAGUGGUUCUCGUCCGCGGAAAAGAUGGCAAGGGCCGCUGAUCGAUUUACGAACAGCUGGCUCCAUUUGGGCCUAUCACAUACCGGCGUUGACUCCACUUUUGGCCUGUUUACAUACACCUUGGCGUCCAUGGCGUGUUAUCAUUCUCUAAGAUUAUCGACUCUAUACCCCACAUGUCUUAUGCUAGACAUUGCAUAUCCUCCUUUGGCAUUCCUUUUCUCUUUCUUUUUCUACCUGCUAUGCUGUUAUUUCUAUCAUAAACUAUGUGCAUGAGACAUGAGCACUAUGGCGACUGCUCAUUUGUCUACGUCUGUUCUUAGCAUCUGGGGAAUACCAAUCCAGUUAGUACGUGACAAGAAUACAAUAUGUGGCGAAAUUCUUGAA